Messenger RNA from Drosophila serrata, 1171 nucleotides. Its product is annotated as cyclic GMP-AMP synthase-like receptor. The record is from RefSeq and is a predicted model, not a curated record. NCBI's taxonomy places the organism in Eukaryota, Metazoa, Arthropoda, Insecta, Diptera, Drosophilidae.
AUGUGUUCCAAAGAGUUUACCUUUGGUGAGGGCAUAGAGUUUAUAUUAAAACAAAUCUCAAUUAGUCCCGAAGAUCGACUGAGUUUUCAGGAAGAUGCUCAGCAAAUCGAGAAUGAGUUCGUCCGAGCAAUAUGUCGUCGAGAUCCCUUUUUUGCUCGAGCUUUCCGGGGCCUUUGCUUGACAGGAAGCAAUCUUAAUAGAGUAAAGAUAAAUCUACCAGAUGAAUUCGACAUGCUGACCAAGAUUGCUCUGCCAUGUGAUAUACAACCAGUUCCCGUGGCCGGACAUAGCGGCUACAUUCACCUUCAGGUUGGUGGUGACGACAUACCCCUUCAUCUCACGGAUCGUUUGGGUGAAUACUACUAUAUAAACCGCCGGAAGGUGCAGACCUGGUUCAGGGAGAACAUUAAUGCAGUGAUCCCGCACCUGAACUACAUUCGUUGCGCUGGCGGACGGAUCUACGAGCUGAGUAACCAAACCGGUGGCCAUGUGGCACACACCAUUAAAGCCAGAUGCUUAACGCAUCCUGGGCGCAAAAUUUCCUUUGAUUUUGUACCAGCCUUUGAGUUUUUGGCCUCGGAGUGGCCAAAGGCUUUUCGCAAGCAAAGGCUUUUCCCUAACAAGGGUCGCAGCUGGUACGCCGUGCCGCGCAAGAUAAGUUCUUCCAUCGCUGAGGAUCCUCUAACAUUUAUUGUGUGCGCUCCCCACUGGGAGAAAAUGGGACUGGAAAAGAAACAGCACCUCAAAGACGCUUUGAGGCUGAUGAAGGCGCUUCGAAUGGAAACGAAAAUAUUGUUUAGUUAUGCGAUCAAGAGUUUAUUCCUGAAUGCUACCAGUCAAAAGAGCAUCAACUGGAAUCAAUCGCCUGGACGCAUACUCAUUCGGGCUGUUGACUAUAUGGCCAUGUACCUUCGAAGGGGCUUUCUGCCUUUCUACUUGGUGCCAAAUGCCAAUAUAUUUGAGAAUCUUGCCGCAGAUCAGAGACGCGAAUGUAUGAAAAUAUCGCGUCGCAUCUUCCGGCGGCUCGUCAAGUGUCGCGAUCGCAACUGCAUGACCACAGAAGAUAUUCAGUUUAUCUUUGGCAAAAGCCUAGUCACUUAGGAUUAUUCCAAAUCCAUUUAUUUUUAAGUUGAAAGUUGAAGUAUCCUUAAAUUUCUUGAAUUUGUUGAAG